This is a messenger RNA of Anopheles funestus (African malaria mosquito), 4042 nucleotides long. RefSeq lists its product as uncharacterized. The transcript is spliced from 2 exons. Lineage: Eukaryota; Metazoa; Arthropoda; Insecta; Diptera; Culicidae. The record is from RefSeq and is a predicted model, not a curated record. The coding region runs from base 1 to 1755 and encodes 584 amino acids.
AUGGUGACGCAUCAGGAGCCUGGCGGAGGGAGUGGAUUCGAUAUUGCCUCCUCCGUCCCGGUACCGCCUGUAGUCAGUUUGUCGCUCGCACGUUCCGAUGGUGACGGUAGAGAUACAGCGGAAGAACAACAACCACCACCGUCCAGCCCCCUGGAUAAUGUCAGUGGCCAGCUGCAAAACGGCGGAGACAAUGCAAACGUCCAAGGAAGCGCGAAAGCUACCGUGCACAUUAAUGGCGUUGCGGUGGAUCACUUUCAUCAAAACUCGGACGUGGAUGACGAUCGACGAUCACAGUGUCAGAAUAACGAAAUUCAGGGUUUCAUUUCGUAUUCCUCUGACAGCAGCAUGAUCGAGCUGAAUCUGAAGUUCCGUAAAUGCGCCUGCAAUGAAAACAUCAUCAACAUCUCCAAAGAAAAUUUACAACAGAUGCAACGAAACAGUCCAACAGGUGCAGCGGAAUCAACUAAUGCUGAGAGCAGUGUCGGUACUGCGAUUGUUGGUCCGGGUAACGGUGUUUUGAGGAAAGAAGGUAAAAGUAAAAAAUUGCUAGCCAUUAACAAGGACAAUUUGAAUAGGUUAGUGCGCAAAUUAAACGAUAGCACGGACAGCCCAUCCUCAUCUUGUACAAAGUGUAGAUUAUCAUUAGACGUCAAGCAUAUUUUAAAGCAAAUUGUUAACAUAAAAACGAAAAAUGAAACAGUUGAAUGUGACGGCAUAGGUGAAUCCCGCUCGCCUGGUGCAGACGAUUCUUGUUCGCGUCGUUCAGCGCUACCGCUCACAAUCGACGACUCGAUGAUGGGGCUACGUGCUGAUGAUUCGUUGAUCGGAAGCUCGGCCUCCCCGCUCCCUUCGCCGAACUCUCCUGUGCCUGUAAUUGGUCCGCUCGAGCGACGUCACAGUGAAACGGUUGAGCGACGUUCGAUCGGUGUUCAACACGCCUCGAGACAAUCUCGCAAAAAAGCUCCAUUACUGCGUGCGCACGGGCGAAGCAUACCUCAGGCAGAGGAAAUCAUCAUAAUUUCUGACGAAUUCAGACGGCAAUCGUUACGCGAUCAGCAAUCGAUUCGUGUGCAGAAAAGCCCGAAGAAAAUUUCCAAAUCGAUGGAAAGCAUUGACAAGCGGAAUCCGCUGUCACUCUCCCUUCGGCCGGUCGCGAUAAGAAGCUUCCAGAUGCCUAGCACCGUGCACGGUUUAGAUCCAGCAGAUGAAAUGCUCACGAUAGUGGUCAAUAGGAUCGAGACCGACGAUACCGGCACUUCGAAAUCAAUAUCAAAAUCUGUCGACGAUAUGUCGCUCGGGCCCUCGGGAAAAGGGGAAGAGCUGUCCCCUCAUCCCAAAUCCUCCGAACCUGCCAGCGAUGAUGUGGAGCUGAUAUUUAUUUCGGACGAGUUUGUCAAACGAAAGUCCAAAUCUAGCUCUGACGUUAUUAUCGUCCAAAAUGCAGCUGAUCGAAAACGCGAAAGUAGCAGACGUAAGAAACCGACCAAAACCCUAUCAGUUGCUGGCGUAGAAGGGCACACUACCGAACAGAAAAAGCUUACCAAUACUGGCCGACCCUCUAGCACCGAAGGUCGAAUUGUGAAAUCUGCAACUAUACCGGUGGCAGCAUCGCCUGGUACAAAAGCAAAAAAUGUCCGCCGCAAAACAACAAUCUCCAACUCGAAUAGUUUUCUUACGUAUGAGGAACCGUUCUCGCCAGAGACGCUUGAAAAUAAAGACAUUGGACAGCUGUUCGCCGAGGCAUCGAUCGAGUAGACCGGAAAACGUGGCACAACAAGAGAAUCUUCAAUAUUACCACUUUCUUAGAGUGCAUGCUUAUUUCUAUUGUUUACUUGCGAAGGAGAAUAUCGAUCGAGUUUGUUAAACAUGUCUGUGAAUCUUCCAUUUAUGUGUGUCCUUUGUUAUCGCUCAAAUUUGAAAGGAGAUGUGCAGGCAAUUAUUAUUGCUGUUGUUUAAUUGAGUUUAGUCAAUCGCACAGAAUAUGCUCAUUGUUUACUGUUAGUAUUUUUUAAACUUUAUAAAGAAACAAACAUUAUCCUAAUACUACCGUUCUCGGCUGUAGCACGUUUGGUUAAUUUUUUGAUACGUUUGUUUGGGAUGUUGUCUUAAAGCAGUUAACAAAUCUCGUUCAACUCUCUCAGGUUGGGAUGCUGAUAGGCAAACAACAUGUUGAUGAUAAUAGUGCAAUCAUAUAUAGAUAUUGAGCAUACUCUAUAAUUUAUUACAUAAUACAAUCAAUAUUUUAGUCUAGUGGCAUGGGACUGAUAGUAUCGACUGAAUAUGAAAUUCAUUUAAAAAGUCAUAUUUUGAAUCCUCCUUGUCUCAUGUAUAAUAAAUUUAUAUAAGAAGGUAAAUAAGCAUUCGAAAACAAUAUGAUACAGCAAUAAGUGGAAUGUUUUCACAAACAUGAAGUAUGAUACGAACAAUAUAGCACACGGAGAAGGAAAAAAUGAUCAAACUUACACUUACAUACCCUCCCCCCUCUCACCGACACACACACACACCCAUAAAAUUUUUCUACGCACAUGGCGAAAUUAGCAGUAAUUCUAAAAAUGUUUACUGAAUGUAGCAUAUUCGAUUUGUAAGCUGCACCCGUAACACUUUCACGUAGUCUGACACGGAUAUUCUUUUCCAAAACCUUAUUUUCAGAUCUGAUAUGAAUCGUAUGCACACCAAAAAACCGUCCUUCCAUUGUUUGUUGCAUUUUGUAACUCAGGCAUUCUUGUGAACAUUUCCUGCGCUCAAAUGCCGUUACAGCACUGAAAAUAUUACCGGCAACAGCAUUCAAUUUACAAAAGGCUAAAUAUGCUAGAAUGGAGAAGUUUUACUUCUUUCGGAAUAAGGCGUGUCUGUGUGAUACAGGAGAUUUUUUGUUAAAAAAAAACAACUAGGUAUAUGCAACACGCGCGUGUAGAAAAGAAAAAUAUGUUGUGCAAUGUGAUGAUUUUGUUUUCGUUAUUAUAAUAAUCAACUUUUUGUGUAGUUGUGUUUUAGUUUAACAGCAACUUCUUUAGUUUACUUUAAUAUUUUACCAUUGCCUAACGAAAUGAUUGGUUUCGAUGUAUAUUCGACAAGCGUACGGUAUAGCCUGCUGUAGAAAUGUAAAACAAGAGAAUAUGUUUAUCGUUUGACGGUUUAGUUAUAUCACGUAAAUAAGCAUCCAGAGUUGUACACGUUAUCUAGGGAGAUAAACGAUGCGUUUGCCAGCAGCAAUGUAAACUUUCGUACAGAUGGCUAUUACAAAAUCUUCCAUUCCCUCCGAGUUACUUCCACUUCGUGUCAGUUUUUUUAAAAAUUAGCACAGCAAUCCGUAACGAAUUCCUGAAUUCGCCACAAACAUAAUAAGGAUAAAAAUGUUAGCCUUAUAAUUUACUGAGCAUAGUUUCAACUAUCUCUAACAUUUGUAAUUAGAGCAUAAGCUUAAGUAAAAGUGUCGUUAAUUAUCAAAAGACUUCCUGUAUAGUAAAUCUUUCAUAAGUCACAGGUUAGGCAUUAUCUAGCUAUACGCAAAAGCUAAUGGCGAAGAAGAUACCCAAAGACUAACGACGGCUCAAAAAAUGAGACACACAUUUUUCUUUUAAUGAAUUACUAGAUGUACUAUUCGCCGUCGUUCUUUAUGAUUAUACACAAUUCGAUCAACAAUUGUAUGUUGUAAUAUUUAGGUGUGUGUAUGUCUGUGUUGUUAGAUGGAGAGAUUUUUUUUUAUCCGAUUGUACAUUUUAUAUGCAAAUGUUGGGUUUUGCACAAUUUUUUCCUUGAAAUUGUUUUAUAUGUUGUAAAACUAUUGUUAUAAAAUUGUCAACUACGGUAACAACAAACCCGUACGAAGUUAAUAAAUCAAGGCAAGAAAUUUAUAGACACGACGACGUACGGACAAACAUGCGAAUAGUGCAGAUAUUUCUGGUAAUUAUAAGUUUCAGUUUAUGACUACCCUACUUGAUAAAGUUGAACGAAUCGUACCGGAAUGGAUCGGGUAAGGAAGAACUGGAUACAAAAAUAGCAAAAUAAAGCGAUGGUACGCGUUAACGUAUGCGUUAAUAGA